ACUCGCCCGUCAACCACAAAGUAAGGACCAGGAGCCAGUCCAUAAUCACAUGCAGAUUUAUUUGUGUUUUUUUAUUGUAAUAGGAUCAGCGCCGGGGAAUGAUUGAUCACAUCCACCUGAUCCCUGAGCUGUGUACCCUGACGGGGCUCAGCGAAGCUAUGCGCAGUGAUUUCCACGUCAUGAAGGACCUGUCUGUGUACACUCGCAUCACGCCCAACGUCCGCAUGAAAGAGCUGACCAACUUCAUCGGCAGCUUUCCCAGGAAUCAAGAGGCGAAUACUUACCUGCAAAAGUGGCAGGUGAGCUUUGAAGCUCAGCCAGUCAGGAUCAACGCUCGCAUCAUGGAUCGGGAGAAAAUCCUCACCGGUCACCAGGGAAAGAAUGAGAUUUCCUUGGGGGAGAAUGCAGAGUGGAGCAGAGAUCUGCGGAAGGAUCUGCUGAGCUGUAUUGGUCUGCACAACUGGCUGCUGAUCUACACAGCGCGUGAUAGCAAGAACGCCAUGGAAUUCCUGAACGCCUUCAACACAGUGGCACCGCGUUUGGGAAUGGAAACCAGACCACCCUUAAUAUGCGAGUUACGUGAUGACCGCACUGAAAGCUUCAUCCGUGCCAUCCGACAGAACUUGAGUCCCCAGACACAGAUGGUUGUGUGUAUCCUACCAACUAUUCGUAAGGAUCGCUACGACGCCAUCAAGAAGUUCUGCUGUCUAGAGGCCCCGGUACCCAGCCAGUGCAUUGUGGGUCGCACUAUCAACAAGAAACAGACCGUCAUGUCCGUAGCUACCAAGAUUGCUAUGCAAAUUAACUGCAAGAUGGGCGGAGAGUUGUGGACAGUUUUAAUUCCAUCCAAAAUGUUGAUGAUGGUGGUAGGAAUCGACUCUUAUCACGACUCCGCCACUAGAGGGCGCUCUGUCGGUGGCUUUGUCGCUUCCAUGAAUCACGACCUUAGCAGGUACUUUUCACGAUGUACAUUCCAGCACACAGGACAGGAGCUCAUUGAUGGUCUCAAAGUCUGCAUGACAAGUGCAUUGAGGAAGUUUCAAGAAAUCAACGGUAAGUUGCCCGAGAGAGUCAUCAUCUAUCGCGAUGGCGUCGGCGAUGGGCAACUGCCGGCUGUGGUGGAGUAUGAACUACCGCAAGUAAUUGAUACCUUCAGGAUGAUAGGAACAGACUAUAGGUAG
This is a messenger RNA of Patiria miniata (bat star), 1181 nucleotides long. RefSeq names its product piwi-like protein 1. Gene Ontology annotation, cellular component: P granule. Gene Ontology annotation, molecular function: piRNA binding. Gene Ontology annotation, biological process: regulatory ncRNA-mediated gene silencing. Lineage: Eukaryota; Metazoa; Echinodermata; Asteroidea; Valvatida; Asterinidae. The transcript is spliced from 8 exons. Bases 99 to 1181 code for a protein of 360 amino acids. The record is from RefSeq and is a predicted model, not a curated record.